Nilaparvata lugens (brown planthopper) is the source of this 1530-nucleotide messenger RNA. RefSeq lists its product as uncharacterized. The record is from RefSeq and is a predicted model, not a curated record. The transcript is spliced from 3 exons. Lineage: Eukaryota; Metazoa; Arthropoda; Insecta; Hemiptera; Delphacidae. The coding region runs from base 407 to 775 and encodes 122 amino acids.
UUUUUGGUCGCAGCUCUCUGAGUGCCGAGUUGCAAAAUGCAAUCAAGCCGAUCAUUCAGCUUUCUCUUGAAGCAGUAGCAAAAAGCUUCAUUCUGUGGUUGGUUCUGGCGACUCAGAGGACAACGAACUAUUCAGUCAUUCACUCUCGUACGAGUCUUUGGCGUCUCUGAGACAACGGUGCAUAACUUGUUGGCUGAGUUGUAAAGCCAAACUUGUCAUCGGUAAAUCACUGGAACAAGUUUUCUACACGCAGGCCUUGAUCAAUCCAGUCAACUGAGAAGUGUCAACUUCUCCAACAAACGGACCACGUCUUGUGUGGAGGCGUCACAGCUCAGCAUCUGUAGGUACUGAACUUGAGUCAUAGUUGCGGACUGACUCAACUGCAGGGCGGUGAGAGAGAAUCAUCAUGGAGUGGUCGAUCAUCCUUCCCUCGCUUCUGCUGCUCUUGGUGGUCGCCGGUGCCUUUCCCACCCCAGCCAACGACAAGACCUCCACCGGAACGGCAAGCAAAGGAGGAGCGUUCAACCCGUCGUUCGACGAGAUCGUAGUAGAAUCCAGUUUGACGGUGAGAGGCAAAUCAAGUCAGCGACAGGGCAAGAAGCUGGUAGUGGCUCCAACCGUUGACCCCGUCACCAUCAAAAUCGCCAGCGGGGUUCCACUGUCGACUGCCGCCUCCUCCCCCCUCUCUACCACCCCCACCACCCCUGUCACCCAAACCACUGCCACUGACUCUACAUCAUCAACACCAUCACCGUCAUCAGACAAACCUAGCUGAACUAUUUAAAAAUUGUGGGGAGACUAACAAUUGCGUACGGUGCAAUAAUGCCCUAUCAUCUCAAUGCGAACUUUUCAAUAAAUAAUAAUCAAUCCAGAUUUAUUUUAUACGGUAGCAUUAAUGUAGCAUAGCCUACCUAAAGAUUCACCAAACAUUUCUAAAGAGACUUUGAGAAUGUUUAGCAUACCGAUGAAACAUUAUGAUAUUAUGUUGAUGGUUCACAGAAGAUGAAAAAGUGACAUGGGAUAACAGUAAAUAAAUUAUAACUUUGAACGUUUUUAUGAUUAAUAAGGACUAGUAUCAAUUUGAUAGCAAUAAACUAUCGUAAGUUUUCCUUCUGAAUCUAUUUAUAAUAUUAUAAAUACAAAUUCCAAAGCGAAAAAAUUAGCUGUUUACUUGUCUGAUGAAGAUGAAUUCGAAGUAAUUUAGCGAUUGUUCGAUUCAAAAAGUAUAAUGUUAUAUUUCUCAAUAAAGAUAAUGCAUGAUGUGUUUCAUGUUGAUAUUUUUCGUAUCGAGAACCUCUCCCUUGUUUCAGAAUAGAAAUACAGUAGUCUACAUGAGGUUGUUUUUAAAACAACAAAUUAUUCCAAUUUUGAUCAAUGAUUGAGAAUAUAUAUUACGUGACUGUGAUCAUUUAUGUCGUAUAUUUCAACAACAAACUCGAAUUAAAUUCAAAAUGUUUAUGAAAAAGGACUAUUAUAAUUUUAUAUUGAUAGUUUUAUUCAAUAAUAAAGAUGUGGAUUAUUUUACUGUCA